Molecule: messenger RNA, 462 nt
Organism: Mesorhabditis belari
Lineage: Eukaryota; Metazoa; Nematoda; Chromadorea; Rhabditida; Rhabditidae
Source: the annotation of a GenBank genome assembly
AUGCUACAAAUUCUAAUUUCCUAUUUUUUUCUGUUUUUCAUUCACAACUACGAAGCCUAUCCUGAGUGCCCGAAUGGAGCGGUGAACGAUGGAACUCUUUGUUAUAAGAGGUUGCCAGACCCGUGGGAGUCGAACUACGCUGAAGCGGAACUUGGAUGUAACUUAACUUAUGGAGGGAAUCUGAUGCGAAUCGGGAAUGCCCUAGCAAACUCUAUUGCUUGUGACUUGGCCGACAAGAAAAGAGCCUCUGUCGGUACGGAUAUCUAUGUCGGAGCUCGCCGUAUUAACAAUGUUUGGUCGUUACCUGAUGGAUUGCCGCUUCCGUACAUAAAUUGGUAUCCAGGUCAACCAGAGAACACUUCUGGAUAUGAUUGUGUAAUGUUGGGUCUUUAUCACUCUAGCUGGUAUGCCACGACGUGCGAUCAAUAUGCAAGAAACAUUUGUACCUUUCCAAUCAAGAAA